Colletotrichum chrysophilum is the source of this 1446-nucleotide messenger RNA. RefSeq lists its product as uncharacterized. Lineage: Eukaryota; Fungi; Ascomycota; Sordariomycetes; Glomerellales; Glomerellaceae. The transcript has a single exon. Bases 1 to 1446 code for a protein of 481 amino acids. The record is from RefSeq and is a predicted model, not a curated record.
AUGCCGAAACAACAAGUCGACGCGCUUAUCAUCGGGGCCGGAUUGGGCGGCAUUCAUAGCCUCUAUCAUCUGCGCGCCAUUGGCCUCUCCAACCUCAAGCUCAUCGAUCUUGCCAGCGAUGUUGGCGGCACCUGGCAUUUCAACACCUAUCCUGGGGCCAUGUCGGAUACGGAAAGCUAUUUGUAUCGCUUCCCAUGGGAUAAGGAAGACUUGAUGACGUACCCUUGGCCGAACCACUACGUUACCCAGCCGGAGAUCCUAGCGUACCUCCGCCACGUGGUCUUGAAGCAUGACCUCCGCAGAUAUAUGCAAUUCAAUACCGAGAUGCGUUCUGCCACCUUCGAUGAGACCAAGAAUGUCUGGCUGGUGGAAGUCAGCACCGGCGAGACGUUCGAAGCUCGCUACCUUGUUACCGCCUUGGGACUCUUAUCCCGUCCAAAUUUUCCCGACAUCCCUGGAACCGACACAUUCAAAGGCACUACAGUGCAUUCCCAUGAUUGGGAUGCCGAUGCAGAAUACAGAAACAAACGUGUUGCAGUCGUUGGGACUGGAUCAACGGGAACUCAGAUCGUAACCGCUGUUGCGCCCCAAGCUGCAUCCCUCACCGUAUUCCAGCGCACGCCUCAGUAUUCUGUGCCUGCGGGAAAUAAGCCUGUAAGUCCCGAGUACCGCCAACGCAUCAACCAGAAUUACGACGACAUCUGGGCGCAGACACGAGAGUCUAGCACCGCUUUCGGGUUCCAGGAGUCGACAGUACCUUGUUUGUCCGUAAGCCCUGAAGAUCGCGAGAGGGUCUUUGAGAAGCUCUGGCAGCAAGGAAACGGCUUCCGAUUCAUGUUUGGCGGUUUCGGUGACAUCACCACAAAUGUCGAGGCAAACGAGGAAGCGUGUCGCUUCGUACGGAAGAAGAUUGCGGAAAUUGUCAAGGAUCCCGUCAAGGCUCGGAAGCUGACGCCUACGAACCGGUACGCUCGACGGCCGCUUUGUGACUCUGGAUACUACGAACAAUUCAAUCGUGAGAAUGUGGACGUGGUCGAUCUGAGAGAAACGGAGAUUGUGGCUCUCACGCCAAAGGGUAUUCGUACAUCUGACGAUGUCGAACAUGAGGUGGAUUUGAUCGUCUUCGCGACCGGUUUCGAUGCUAUCGAUGGUAGCUACACCAGGCUUCUUAUACGUGGCCGUAACGGUCGGACCAUGAAGGAUCAUUGGGUUGGCGGUGCUCACAGCUACAUGAGCGUUUGCUGUUCUCACUUCCCGAACAUGUUCAUGAUCAAUGGCCCACAAGGACCGUUCUGCAACAUUCCAUCCGCCGUAGAAGCGUCUGGUGAACUGAUGCUUGGUGUGAUCAAGCGUGCUGAGGAGGCUAGAAAGGCCAAUGGUAAUAGUGGCUCUGUGGCCAUAGAGGUGAAAGAGGAGGCAGAAGAUGAGUGGGGGUUCAAGUGUUAA